Microdochium trichocladiopsis is the source of this 1391-nucleotide messenger RNA. RefSeq lists its product as uncharacterized. NCBI's taxonomy places the organism in Eukaryota, Fungi, Ascomycota, Sordariomycetes, Xylariales, Microdochiaceae. The record is from RefSeq and is a predicted model, not a curated record. The transcript is spliced from 2 exons. The coding region runs from base 215 to 1273 and encodes 352 amino acids.
CCUCCACAGCACAAACCAUAGCACUUCAUUCCUCCCAUGUCAUCACACUCCGUAUCGAGUCAGGCCUGUAUGCAUUCCGCCUGGCCCGUUCGACGAUUGCUUCAUCGCAAGGACCAUUGAUAGGCGAAGGUGUCUUCACAAUGGCUGGCAGUCCACUAUAAAACCCGCCAGCUCCCACACCACCUGGGCUCUAUCUCGCCUCACUUGGAUCCUUAUGUCAAAGAUUCUCAAGUUGUUUGCCAGGCAAUCAUUUCAUUCGCGAACUCUUUUCACAUUUUCCACGACAAUGGACGGGGCGGCUCAUGCUGAACGGCUCCCAUGGCACCUGCUACAGGCAUGGGUCGCGGAGAAGCAAAGCUUCGAAGCUGAGCAUAACCGAGCUGCACCUGUCACAGCUGAGGAGGAAAAGGCCCUUUUGCCUCUGCUUAGACUGCUCGCUCCGGCACUGGCGGCCGGCCCUGAGCUGGGCGACGAGAACUGGAUUGGCACGCUUAAUGAACACCUUCAACAACGAGGACGUGACGUUCCCGAUUAUGAUUAUGAAUCAUUUUACGUCCUCAAGGGAACCCCAGCAAUGUUCAGAUGUUUCGUGCGCCUCCAGGGACUGCCGGAGCGUGUGCCGGGGCCCGCAUACGGUCUUGAUGCGGACGGUCAGUGUCCUUCAUUCAAAAGCAAGAAGGCUGCCAAGACAUAUGCUGCUAAAUGCGCAUUCGAAUAUCUGACCCGAGCCGCCCCCUCGAAGCGGUUGAGGACUGACGAAUAUGAAAGUCGAGCAACUGUAAGCGCGGACAGGCACGAUUCAUUGCCAGCUUCAGUACCAGCGGCCGAGACUCGAAAGUCUGCAGAGAACUCCCUGCCAGCGCAGAGAGACUCGCAGGGUUUACUAAACCAGCCGUCUUCCAAACACAGCUUGCCUGCUGACCGAAGUGGAAACAAUACUAGCUGUAGGCCUAGUAGCUCUGCGAGUGUUGGCAGUGAGCCCCAAGAGUCCUUUGUGGCGAAGGUGUCCAAAUUGUGCCAAGAAUUAGGCCAGCAGUCACCAGAGUACAAGCUCAAACAGACCUCGAACGGCUAUUAUGAAGGCUAUCCUGUCUUCAAGUCACCGACCAUGUCACUUCCUGAAGGUGUCGGCUUUAUUCGCGACUCAUUGGGGAAGAAAGAGACCAAAGAGAGAAUCGCAGAAGUGGUCUAUAUACACUUGCACAGGGAACAUCAAGAGUACCUUGAAGAUGUCCGGAAAUUCAUGGAAGAUUUACAGCCACCAGUCACGUAGUGUGAUGCAGAAAGACGGGCGUUUGUGUAAGAAGCAACCUUCGCGCGCCUGGACAGAGUCCGAUCAGCUGUGGAUCUCAGCAAGUUGUGUUGAUUGUGCAGAGCGUGGGUUAGGAUGA